AUGAAUAGUUGUCACUCGAGUUAUAGCGCCGAAGAGCCCAGAGAUCACAAUUCAAGCCCUAAUCAGUGGCUUAACGUUUCUGCAAAACCAUUGAAAGUUGAGUUGAGUUUAUUGUUCAACGAUUGGCCGCUGAAGGAGAUCAAGAAAUACGAGUGCAUCGGUUGUAUGGAUGAGUUCGUUCACGAGUCAAGUCUUGCCAAUCAUUUGGAGCGCCGAUCCGUUUUCAUAACAUAUAUGUGCGACAAAUGCCACACAAAACAGGUAUUCUUCAACAGAUGCACUCUUUUGCAACACUUGAAGUCACAUAAAGAGACCAGUGAUCACAUCCAACGGGUUGUUGCAAAUGAAGUGGUUAAUAUUGAUAAUCAAUUGACUCAAAGAAGGCCUUAUGAAUCGUUUGUCAAUAGUAGUGUCUUUUAUGUCAAGAAAGUGGUAAAUCAAGUAAGAAAGUCAUCAAUUGAUGACAACAAUAGUCACACUAAUAAUAAUAAUAAAUCGGUCAGAAAUGAUGGUCAGAAUAAUUCACAAAAUCAGUUGUCAAACGAAUUGAUGUCCAAGAAAUAUAUCAUCAAAAAGUCGAGUAAUUCGGAGUUGAAAUGCAUUCAUUGUAAUCACAGUUUCAAUAGUUUUUCGACUCGUGAGCAACACUUAGCUGACAGACAACUGAUUUUGCCGUUAACUCAGUGUAAACUAUGUCCGACAAUAUGUGCCACGAAUUGUGGUCUAAGUUUGCAUAACAAUCUUCAUCAGAAAACGGAUGAAACAAACAGAGUUUGUCCCGAGUGUUGCACCAAAUUGAAUGAAAUGACUGCAAUUGAUCUCAUGAUUCAUAUUACUGUAAAUUGUUUUCAUUUAAGCCGUCGAUUUGUCUUUAAAUGUAUGUUCUGUUCGGACAAAUUGUCUUCACUGACCACUAUUACACAACACAUCAAAUCGGUUCACACGAAAUCACGUUAUCAGUGCUCCAAAUGUUUGUCCCAAUUGGCCACCGAUAUUGAUCUCAAAGAGCACCAAUCAACUAGUGGUGAAUGUAUUGAUUCAAAAUCUAUUGUAUGGUAUAAAUGUCCCGUUUGUGGACAAGAAGUUAAGUCCGUAAAUACUUAUUCGGAUCAUCUGACGGGUCACCGCAAAAAGAUUUCCGAUUUCGCUUAUUUUGUAUUUAAAUGUCCAGAAUGUGACCAAACAUUGGUAACUAAAAAUGAGUUGAGAUCUCAUUUUAACAAUAAUCACAGCAAUUGUAAGACAGAAAGUGAUCGCAAAAAUUAUUUGAAUCAUUUGAUCCAAAAGAUAUCAACGGAUUAUAAAAUAGAUGUAAAUUUUGAUGACAAACACUGCCAUUCUGUCGAUAAUAAUAAUAAAGAUCAGAAGUCUGUAAAUAAUGGUAACAUCGAUAAGAGGAAGAAGUCAAUCGAGUCCAGUGAGUCUCCGGCCAAACGAAACAAAUUAUUAAUUAAUAGCGACGACAACGACAAUAUUGUUCAGAACAGUAGUAGUGAUGAUCAUAAAAGCGAAAUCAAUGACAAAUCAUUGAAAUGUAAUGAAUGUGAUCUAUACUUUCCAUUUGUUCAAAAUCUGAAACGUCAUCUGAUUCUUGAGCACCGAAUUCAUGACGUCGAGAGCUAUAUUCAUAAGACUUACGUAGAGAUUACUGUCCCAAUCAUCUCAACCACUGAACCUCAACUGCCCAAAGAAGUGGGAGAGGAAAGACUAUCACAGAUAUUGGACAGUCAGGACUCAAACGAUACCAUUUGUCCGGUUUGUUCGCAAAAAUUUGCCGAUUCGUCGAAACUUAAAAUUCACGGCAGAGUUCAUGGAAUGGCUUUUAUAAAGUCGUGCCAAAAGAAGACAUCACUUUAA
Oppia nitens is the source of this 1857-nucleotide messenger RNA. RefSeq names its product zinc finger protein 532-like. The transcript is spliced from 2 exons. Bases 1 to 1857 code for a protein of 618 amino acids. The record is from RefSeq and is a predicted model, not a curated record. NCBI's taxonomy places the organism in Eukaryota, Metazoa, Arthropoda, Arachnida, Sarcoptiformes, Oppiidae.